Setaria italica (foxtail millet) is the source of this 936-nucleotide messenger RNA. RefSeq lists its product as uncharacterized. NCBI's taxonomy places the organism in Eukaryota, Viridiplantae, Streptophyta, Magnoliopsida, Poales, Poaceae. The coding region runs from base 201 to 800 and encodes 199 amino acids. Gene Ontology annotation, molecular function: enzyme inhibitor activity. The transcript has a single exon. The record is from RefSeq and is a predicted model, not a curated record.
UCAUGGUAGCCAAGUGGUCAACACCUUUCUGCCACCUAGUAUGAUUUCUUUUUGUCGCAAAUAUUCAAUGUUUAUAAAAAUGUGUGCACAUAAAUUGCAUCAUUAAUUCAUGAAGCCAGUUUUUCUGAAUAAAUCCUUACGCGCCGCUCAUCCCCAUCUGACACAACAUACUACCUUGCCAAGAACAAAAGGAAUCCGCCAUGAAAAUGGCCACGGCCGCCGCCGCCACCUCCUCCUACAGCAGUGCGAGUGCCAUCUUGCUCUACGCUAUCUUCUUUGCCGGCACUCACGCCGAGCCGACCGAGGUGGCAACCUCUGAAGUCCCAAGCAUACUCCCCGUAUGCAAGACCGUCGGCGGCGGCAGCACGUUCUUCGACGUCCAAUACUGUCUGGAGGCACUCGGCUCUGACGGCCGGAGCGCCAACGCCGGCAUGAACUACCGCACCUACUCAUCCAUCGCCGCCGACCUCCUCGCGGCCAACGCCACCAGCACGGCGACCAAGAUCGGCGGCCUGCUCCGGGGGCGCGGCGGCGGCGAUGAGGCCACGACGCGCUGCCUCCGGUCGUGCCAGGCGCUGUACGGCGGCGUGGUGAGAAGGCAGCCCGGCUGCGCCGCCGCCGUCAGGGGCAGGAAGGACGGCGAGGCCACGAGGUGCCUGGAGGAAGCUGCGAGCGCGGCCAAGGAGUGCGAGGAGGGGUUCGGGAAGAGCAAGGUAGCGUCGCCGGUGACCAUGGAGAACGACGACGCGUUCAAGCUCGCAAAGCUCGCCGUCGCGCUGCUCAGCAUGGCUCAUUAUUAAUCACUGAGGAAGGCAUUCCUAGUAGGGCGGCGAACAUGUAUCAUUUUAUUUUCUGAAGAAUGUAUGUGGCUGUACUGGUAGUCUGGAGCUACUCCUUUCGAAUAAAGCAAAUAAAGCAAAUACGGCCGCGUGAUCU